Armigeres subalbatus is the source of this 4658-nucleotide messenger RNA. RefSeq names its product mitochondrial carrier protein Rim2 (gene Rim2). Bases 950 to 2080 code for a protein of 376 amino acids. The record is from RefSeq and is a predicted model, not a curated record. Gene Ontology annotation, cellular component: mitochondrion. Lineage: Eukaryota; Metazoa; Arthropoda; Insecta; Diptera; Culicidae. Gene Ontology annotation, molecular function: pyrimidine nucleotide transmembrane transporter activity. The transcript is spliced from 6 exons. Gene Ontology annotation, biological process: pyrimidine nucleotide import into mitochondrion.
UUCGGGUCGUCAGUCUUCGGCAAGUCAGCAAAGCAACCAGAUGUUAAUUCCGUUACUCUGCGUUUUCCACAGAAUCAAAAUAAAAAAGUAAAAUACCCAUCAUCGUUGUGUUAGUGCCAGUGAAAGAUUCUCAAAAUUGAAAGUGAUUGAAAAUAUUGUUACUCAAUCAGCAGAACAAACUUUGUGAUCCUUGAUUGUGUCCCGCGGGUGUGCGGUCGUUACUGCGUCAUAUCGCCAGCCAACCAAGAAGAGGGCGUUUGAUUAUAAAUUAGUUCCCGCAGGCAAGUGACCUCAGUUCGCAAUUGACUUCUCGGAACCUAACCUCACUUCUUCAGUUCUCCAAAGUGCGAAGUCAGCUCAGAAAAAGUGAAGUUAUCGACGGAAAAACUUUUGGGGGAUUUGGAAAUUGAAAAAUCCGUAAUAGGAUUUGGUCGGACCGGUUAGAUACAAGUGUGGGGGGAAGGAAAUUUUUACACACUGAGAGUCUUGAUUACAUCACCGGAAGACUACCAGUUCGCGGAGCAAAAGCACCAUCACCCUGCAGAGGAGCGCUAGUGCUUGGCCCUAGCUAGGCCAGCAGAAGCUGACGUGAAAAGCUACUUUUCGAGUCGAAAAUUUGUUUAAAUAAGAAUGUGACUGUUGAGGAAGUGGCUCAUUCCUGUAAGAAAAAUAAAGUAAACAUAAACAGUACAUUACCGGAAGGAUCUACUACGUUGCGAGUAUUUCGCCAGAAGGAUAUCGGAUUCCAUAAGAAAGAGAUACUUUGGAUUGUGAAGUUUUCAAGUGGUAGUAAGAAGUGCUUGUGUGUGGAAGGAACAGUCGCCACUACAGUGCGUUUGAUAAGAAACUUUGCCUUUGCCGUUGUGUGAGAAUUCGUACGAUUUUUCUCUAGUCAGUAUUUUUUACACUGUGAACGAAAACUGACCGGAAAGAUACAGUCGGAAAAAGUAUGUCCCAACGUGACCGAGAGACAUUCAUUCAUCUAUUUGCUGGAGGUAUCGCAGGUACUGCUGGCGCCGUAGUAACAUGCCCGCUGGAAGUGGUCAAAACUCGUCUGCAAAGUUCGUCCGCGUCGUUUAUACAUAGCUUACCGGCCCGUAUUGCGACGGCGACGAUUUCCUCCGGAUUGGGUGAAGAACGUGGCAAACGGAUUGGCAACGAAAACCAUCAGCAUCAUAAUCAGCUAAGAACCGCGGCCACGAAUUCGGAUCACCAUUCCAGCAGACAGCGAGUAUGUCCCAGUUCCAUUCUCAGUCGGCGGCGCCCAUCGAUCCUUGCGAUUCCACAGUGUGGCCUGUCUACAUCGGUCCAGUCGAUCUCGAUCUGGCAAUGCCUGAAGCACAUCGUACAAACCGAAGGUUCCCGAGCCCUAUUCAAAGGCCUCGGUCCGAACAUUGUCGGAGUAGCGCCAUCUCGGGCGUUCUACUUUUGUGCUUACUCUAAGACUAAAAAUGCACUGAACACGGUUGGUAUCAUACCAGCCAACUCGCCGUUGGUGCACAUCAUGAGUGCAUCGUGCGCCGGCUUCGUGUCGGCCACCCUCACCAAUCCAAUUUGGUUCGUCAAGACACGACUCCAGCUAGAUUCUAACACCAAACUGACUGUGACGGAAUGCGUGAAGCGAAUCUACGAAAGCCAGGGCAUCCGAGGCUUCUACAAGGGCAUUACCGCCAGCUACUUUGGCAUCUCGGAGACGGUGAUUCACUUCGUGAUCUACGAGGCGCUCAAAAAGAAACUGAAUGAGCUACGUGACACUCGGCCAAGCGACAAUAAGACGUCCCGAGAUUUUCUCGAAUUCAUGGCGGCGGGUGCUACUUCUAAGACGAUUGCUUCCAUUGUGGCCUACCCGCACGAGGUCGCUCGGACCAGGCUGCGCGAGGAGGGCAACAAGUAUCGCAGCUUCUGGCAGACGAUCUACACCGUCUGGAAGGAGGAAGGCAAGGCGGGAUUGUAUCGCGGUCUGGGCACUCAACUGGUUCGCCAGAUCCCCAACACGGCGAUCAUGAUGGCUACAUACGAGGCCGUCGUCUAUGUCCUGUCCAACGAAAUCAAUCCAACCAAGCUGAUCGUCGGCAACUGAGAGCAGGAGCACUGCCAGACGGCGACAGCGGAAACAAACUGCGAUCACUGUUUUCCGGCCCUGGCAGCGUUACUAUUCCGAGAGGAAACGGGCAGAAGUAGUAGCAGCAACAGUAACGAAGCCACCGAGGAACGUGUUGACGCGGGAACGUUUAGCUGGUUCGAGCUGGACCACCCUGCCACCGUUGUACAUUGUAUUUGUGAUUUUUACGUAGACCUCUAAGAAGGUCUACGCCUGUGUACAUAUAUGGUUUUUGGAGCGAGCACGAGAAAUGGCCGCAGGUGAAAGAGUCAGGGGUGUAAUAUUGUUCUUUUUUAUUAUUGCACACCGUUGUUUAUAUACACCAAAUUAUUAAGAAAUAUUUAUACAGAGAAAAAACAUUGAUUAUAUUUUUCAAAGCCAACACACAUUUAGAAGUUAAGAAAUCUUUGUAGAAGCAGCGAAACAGUUGCUUCAACUGAGCGAAAGACGAUGCGCGAAAAAUAGCGCGUGCUACGACUGUACAAGUGUAAAAAAAGAUUACAAAUCUUGAAUGACUGUGAGACUGACCGUUUGUUUCGGUGAAAACAUUUUUCGUUAUUAUUUUUCGGUUCUACGGAAAACAAAUCUUUCCUAGUUAUGUUUUUAGUUAUCAUUAUGUUUUUUUUUACUUUAGUCUAAAAUUUGUUGGAACUAAGAAAAGAGAACAAAACAUAAAAUCCGAGACUUUUUAAAUAUUAUCAUACAAAAUGGAAUACCGUUUUUCACAGGAUUAUUUGUAAUAAAUUAAUUGUUUGUGAAUAAAAUUUCAGAAAUAAAUGUUUUUCUUCGGUCGGUCCAUUUUGUGCGAUAAUAAAAAAACUCUUUACGGUCGUGCAAAGCAAGUCAUUCCUAUAUGUGUAUGGAUGCCAUAUACAGAUGGGACUCACUUGCGAUUCACGGCAGUUUAUUGCUUAGCUUAUUUGGCAAAAGUUUGUUUUAGUUGUAAGGCACUAGUGCUAGCAAUUGAUAAGGAGCAGGAGAAGAUAGUAAGAAAUUAUAUUAAUUUUUUAUUAGAGCUCCUAAUUGCAUCCUGUUUUGCCAUGUUUAAAAUUGCUUCUAGUACAAAUAUAAGGCGUAAUCCGAUAGUGGAUCAAACCGUACUCAACCAAAUCUAGAAUCUAGUGAAUGUUUCCUAGGAAAUAUCUUUAUCAUUGAAGAAGAAAUAUCUACUUAGAGAACAUGAUAGCAGUUUCCCGUUUGAUACAAUUUGAAAGGUUUUAUAAGGUUUCAGAUUUGAUUGAGAGCUAAUACGCACAAUAUUUGGACUGGGUGCCAUGAGGAUGAGCGUUGCAAAACUAAUUACUGCUAUCAUAGUUUGUAUUCUCUUUACGCUAGCCCUUGAUUAAGGCAUUUUUAUGGUUUCAUCAUCAUUUCGUAGUUCAAUAAAGUGACAGACUCACUUUUAGGUAUUCGAUAGACAAUAUGGCUGAGUCUGUGGGCUGAAUACUUAGUAGGAAUGAUAUAUUUAGUUAAAGAGAUUUAACUGCGUAGAAAGUGGUUGUUUAAUUUGACUAUUUAGAAGUUAAAAGUACUUGUGCUUAUUGCAAGGUCGAAAGAAAAGUCAAUAUUGGCAAUUCCUCUUAUAUUCGAAAGGUAGAAAAGCACUUGGUACUAUAAGCAAAUAACUAAACUUAUUUGCAAGAAAACAACCACCCUUUACCAGUUGUUUAACUUUUUAAAGCUGUGAUUUACAUUACUAUGAACUUUCAGCGUGAAAAAAAUGUGGUAUUGCAUUGUAAUCAGAGAAUAAAGAAGAAAAAAGAUAUACCUAAAACCAACACAAAAAUAGCACUAAAACAUUAUUGUCGAUCAGCACUCACUCUACAAACUACGAGAAUUAAGAUACAGAUAUGAUAAAUCACUAGUCGAACGCUCAAAUCUAUUGCCCAAUGUUAGCGAGCACAACUAUCGGUUAGUAAAGCGAGGACACUGAACUUAUAUAGGAAUGUACAACGAGACAAAAAUAACCAUCGAGAAUCAUUAGAAAUUAUUGCUGAAUAACGAACAAGUUGUGCCAAGGAACAUUAUAGAACCUUAAAAACAAAAACAUCCAAUUAGCGACAGGGAAAACAACAGUAAACAAUAUGGUCUCUCCUAUAUCUAACCGAGUGCGUCAUUUUUAAGGCAAUGGUCAGUGUUUUUUUGCAUGGCAGCCAAAACGAUGAGGUGUCAAUGGCCUCGAAUUUUGCUUUCAUUCCUGGUGGAUGAUGCCUCAUAGCGAAGGGAAAUUAAUAGUGCAGAAAAUCUCGUUCGACAACAACCUGGCAUCUUUAGUACGUACUACUGAAAUUUAAUGGCUGAUGAUCAAAAAUGGUCGGUUGUAAAAUGUACCUAGAUACAUUAAAUGCUAGUAGUGUGCAGCGACGAGUGGAAUGUAGAUCGUUGAGUUAACAGAUAAAAUAAUAUUAAAUAACAUGCUAAUAUACCACAAAACGCUUAAAAAUGAAAAUUUCAUUCUGUUAUCAUACUGAAGAAACAUAUGAUAAAAGACGAAAAACAAAAUGUAUUGAAUUGUUUAUUUUAAGAAAAAUAUAAUAAAAGUGAAAAAUAAUACAAA